Messenger RNA from Penicillium lagena, 1050 nucleotides. Its product is annotated as ditrans,polycis-polyprenyl diphosphate synthase. Lineage: Eukaryota; Fungi; Ascomycota; Eurotiomycetes; Eurotiales; Aspergillaceae. The transcript has 2 exons. The record is from RefSeq and is a predicted model, not a curated record. Gene Ontology annotation, molecular function: ditrans,polycis-polyprenyl diphosphate synthase [(2E,6E)-farnesyl diphosphate specific] activity. Gene Ontology annotation, cellular component: dehydrodolichyl diphosphate synthase complex; endoplasmic reticulum membrane. The coding region runs from base 1 to 1050 and encodes 349 amino acids.
AUGGUCUCCAACCGCCAGAUCCUGCGCGAUGAGAUCCGGUCGCGAGGGGCCAAGCUGAGUGCCGCCGACCGCGAAAAGCUGAUCCGACCAUAUCUACCCGAUCCCUCCGAGCUCUCAGACUCCAAAGCCAGGCCGUCGACUUCCACUUCCUACGCCUCCCGGCGACAGAAGACGCCGCGCAAGAAGCCCAUCCGCACAUUCCUCAAGUCGCAGCUGUACCAGCUCUCCUAUGCUCUCACGCACAUCAUCUUCGGCCUCGUCGUGCGAGUAAUCCAAGCCUACCAUGCCGUCGUGGACCGCGUCUUCGCCGUCGUCUACCACCACCACCGCACCCCCGAGCUCAUUCGCAAGGAUGUCCGCGGACUGAAACGUCUCCCACAGCACCUGAGUGUCAUACUGACCCUGCGCACGGAGGAAGAUGCGCUGGCUGUCUUGAUGGAUGAGGUGGCCGAGUUGGCGGCUUGGAGUGCCUGCGCGGGCAUUCCCCAACUAAGAGCCCUCAAAUCCUGUAUACCCGCCUUACACCAGAUCAUGACCACCAAACUAGCCUCAUACUACGGCUCGCCGUCACAGCAACCAAGCCUACAACUCUUCGCACCCCACCACCCGGUGCAUGGCAGUGCACCAAGUCCCAAAUCUGACAAAGCAUCCCUCACGCUCCUCCUCCUCUCCUCCACCGACGGCCGCGAGACCUUUGUUGACCUGACCAAAACCCUGGCCGAGAUGUCGCAGAACGGCAAGCUAUCACCCCAGGACAUCACGCCCGAACUGGUCGAUGCGGAGAUUAGCGAGAUCACGACUCAGCCAUUACAAUCUGACUCGGCACAGAGCAGUGCCUUGUCCUUCAACCCCGAGCCGGAUCUCCUCCUGGUGUUUGGGAAUUUCCUGAAACUGGACGGGUACCCACCCUGGCAGAUUCGGCUGACGGAGAUGUAUUGCACCGGUGAUCGCAGUUAUGGUACGACUGGUUAUGGGGAGGCGGUGGAGUAUCAAGGGUUCAUGCGCGGAUUAUGGCAUUUUGCCGGCGCGCAAAUGCGAUUUGGCCGGUGA